GAAAUUAUCUCCGGGUUGCAAUCUGGCUGAGGAGAGAACGAUAGAUAGAGAAGCUGAAAUAUAAUAAGUUCUUAAAGUUUUUUGGGAAGGCAUUUUUUCAGAGGAAGUAUUUAAGGGCGAGAUUUGAGAGAGAAAGUGAAGAAGAAGAGGAAGUCGUAAACUAAACUACAAGAGGCGUCUGAGAAACAAGAGGAGUAAGAGAAAAGGCGGGGCUACAUUUCUUUACAUUUCACCGUCUAUAUUAAUAAUUCCGGCACCAUUCUCCUCACGGCCGUCCGCAGAAUGAAGCUCAUGACACACAACAUGCUCACCAGUAAGGGGAUGAAGAAUGUGAAGGAAGGAUUCCCUCUCAAGAUUCAGGCGGAGGAGAUGAGGAACGUGGAUAUUGACUACGACCGAGACUUCAUCACUAGAAUGAUCCCUAAGCUUGACUGGAAGGCCCUGGUGUUUGCCGCCCAGUGUGUGGGCCACAAAGAGGACUUGCCUGACACUUUACCGGAAGGGUACGAGAACGACAACGAACUACUGAAACGCCUCCACCACGUACUGCUUGAGGUGGAGGUGGUGAGCGGGUGCCUGGAGUGCCCCGAGACGCAGAGGAAGUUCCCAAUCAGUAACGGCAUUCCCAACAUGUUACUGAAUGAAGACGAGGUGUAACGAGCCCCCCCCCACUCUCUCCCUCAUUAACUGCUGCCUCUGGAACUGUACUCAUGUUGACGUACCUCUCUCCUUGACUCUCACUUCUCAAUCAUUCCUCUUUGAUAAGUUUCUGUAAUUUUUGUGGGAACCUGUUCUCUUUCUCUCUUUGCUCUGAAGUAUUUCUCAAUUAUUUCUUUGCUCUAUACCUUCUGUAUUCAGCUUUUGCCUAUCUCUACCAAUUAAAUCUAAUCUUGAAACUUUCCCUCUUGUCUUCAGAAUAUUUGACUUCUUCCUCCUCACUCAUGUCUAGAAUUACACUAGUGUUUCUCAUAGACUCACUUCUCAAGCAUUUCUUUCCUUUUUGCCUUCUCUGUUCAACUUUUAUCUGUCUCUACCAAUGAAUCUAAUCUUGAAACUUUACCUCUUAUCUUCAAAAUAUUUUACUUCUUCCUCUUCACUUAUGUCUCUAGAAUUCCACUAAGUAUUUCUCUUAAAGUUUCUUCUCAAUAAUUUCUUUCUUCAUCUUUUUUUGUUCAACUUUUGCCUGUUUCUAGCAGUUAAAUCAAAUCUUGAAACUUUUCCUCUUGUCUUCAAAAUAUUUUACUUUUCUUUCAUUCUCCUCCUCACUCAUGUCUCUAGAAUUCCACAAAGUAUCUCUCUUAAACUUUCUUCUCAAUAAUUUCUUUCCAGUUUGCCUUCUCUGUUCAACUUUUGUCUGUCUCUAUCAAUGAAUCUAAUCUUGAAACUUUACCUCUUGUCUUCCUACUCCUCCUCAUUCAUGUCUAGAAUUUCUCUUAGUAUUUAUCUUAGUCUCUUACCUACACUCAAUUAUGGUAAUUAUUUCUGUCACUGUUAUCUAUGGCUGUCUGUCUGUCUGUCUUUGUAUUUUGUGUUGUGGUUAGUGUGUUAGUUCAUGUACAAGUGUGGUGAUUACUUCCAUUACGUUUGUGUCAGUCUGUUUUUUAAGUUGAUUUUCUCAUAAAGAGUUAAAGAAAUUAA
This is a messenger RNA of Portunus trituberculatus (swimming crab), 1638 nucleotides long. It is a transcript of the gene Trmt112, whose product is annotated as multifunctional methyltransferase subunit TRM112-like protein. Lineage: Eukaryota; Metazoa; Arthropoda; Malacostraca; Decapoda; Portunidae. The record is from RefSeq and is a predicted model, not a curated record. The transcript has 5 exons. Gene Ontology annotation, biological process: tRNA methylation; peptidyl-glutamine methylation; rRNA (guanine-N7)-methylation. Gene Ontology annotation, molecular function: protein heterodimerization activity. The coding region runs from base 283 to 657 and encodes 124 amino acids.